UGACCCCGUAACCAAAUACUGUGACGUAACUCCUGUGGCGAAGAUGUCAUUUGUUUCGUACUGCGUCCUAAGAAGGACCCGGCAAAUCGUUAUUAACGCUAGCCUACAAAGACAUUUGGAUUAUCAUCCACAAAGAGACCACCUAAAGUGCACAUGGAAUGCCUCUCAACUCGUCACAAGGCACCAACACACACAGGCACUCUCGUCAUUAGACGAUGGGGGCAGCAGGGGUCCGCUCGAUCGUUAUAACAGCCUGAUUGAACGUGGAGCAUUGAAAAACGAUGAUCACCAGAGGGAGGUGGUAACCCGGUUACAACAACUGCAUGAUACUGUUAGUGGCUACCAGCCAGAAGAGCUUGGGUUCUUUGAGAAGGUCCUAGGGAAGAGGCCUAGACCAGCGCCCGCAGGUCUGUACCUGUAUGGCAGUGUAGGAACGGGGAAGACCAUGCUGAUGGACUUGUUCUAUGAAGACGUGGCUGUAGCUCAGAAGUUGAGGAUCCAUUUCAAUUCAUUCAUGUUGGAUGUUCAUAAAAGAAUUCAUGAGAUCAAGAAACAGAUGCCUAAGGAUAGGGACAGCACCAAACCUCAGGCAUUCGAUCCCAUCUCACCAGUAGCUGAGGAGAUCAGCAAAGAGACAUGGAUGCUGUGCUUUGAUGAGUUCCAGGUGACCGACAUAGCUGACGCAAUGAUACUCAAGCGUCUCUUCAUACAGCUCUUCAAUAACGGUGUGGUUGUCGUGGCAACAUCCAACAGGCAUCCGGACGACCUCUACAAGAAUGGUCUUCAACGAAGCAACUUUGUCCCUUUCAUACCGAUAUUAAAGAAUCACUGUGAUGUUUUAAAUCUAGACUCUGGAAUAGACUACAGAAAAUUAUCUGGUCUUCCUGUGGAUGGUCAGGUAUACCUCAACCAAUCAGAGUGCGAUGCAGCCAAUAUAUGUGAACAAUUGUUUGCAAAGAUGUGCACUAAACAAGGGAAAGAAGUGACAGAGAGGACAUUGAGAAUACUUGGCCGAGAUGUGAGGAUACCAAGGGCAUGUGGAAGGAUAGCUAGCUUUACUUUUGAUGAUCUUUGUUUGAAGGCAUUGGGAGCUGGGGACUACCUUGCCAUUGGUCAUAACUUUGAUAUAGUGUUUGUACACAACAUACCUCAGAUGUCACUCAGAUCAAAGUCAGCAGCCAGACGAUUCAUCACGAUGAUUGAUAACUUCUAUGAUUUAAAGGUUAGACUGAUCUGCAGUGCUGAGGUACCGGUGGAAGAUCUCUUUGUAACGGGUGCCAUGACACAAAAAGAUAUGGAAGACAACUUCAUGCUCAUGGACGACCUCAACAUACAGAGGGGGUCCGAGCUCUCUCAAGCAAGCAUCUUCACCGGAGAGGAGGAGCUCUUCGCCUUCCAGAGGACCAUCUCACGCCUCACCGAGAUGCAGACGGAGGAUUACUGGAGCAUCUCGGAGGAGGAGAAACAGGAGAAACUCAAGAGGAGAAAGAAAACAAAAGAAGAAGAGAAGAAGGCCUUAUGACGAUAACAAGGCUAUGAGAUUUUAUCUAGACAUUUCUAUUUUAAUUACUUGAUGGAUUUAUGAGAUAUUUUUAACCACCAAAGCUACUUAAACAGGCUGGACAUUAUAGGCUCAUGAAAACCAUCAGGGCAUUUAUUCUAUGUAAACCAAAGGUGCUAUAACACCCUUUUAAUACAAGAACUCUAAAUAAACCUGGCUUUUUGCAAUACAUCCACAUACGUGAUUUAUGAUUUAGUAGCCACUUUUAAACUCUUGGGCGGUAUUCUAAGAUUAAUUUUUAUCUCAGAUAAAGUCCCAGUUUUUAUCUCAAUAAGAUGAAAUACUGUUACAGUUUUUCAAUUGAACUAAGUAUUAUAAAAACUGUUUUAUCUUAAUCUCAUCUCACUAAAACAUGCCCAUUUGUGAUGCGCUAACCAACAAAAAAAUGCUGUUAGAUUUCACUCUCUUCAUGUUCAACAAAAAGAGUCACGGUCUGCAGGUCUCUUGGGCAAGAGUGAAAAUUCAUAAAUUUUUGCAAUUUUUACUAUGCGUGCCUGCCUCAAAGUGCAAAUACUUUUUUGCUAAAUUUUCUUCGAAAAUGACUGAGGUAGUUUCAGAGGCUUUUCAAGUAUGAUAGUAGUCAUCAAAACUCAUUAAAUAUAACGUAUUAACAUUAAUCAUGUUGCAUGAGACAUGUAGUCUGCACUCAAAUUUUUUUUUAAAUGUUGUAACUAGCUGCAUAUUUUAAAACAUAUGUUAUACUUACCAUGCAUCCUGGAGAUAAAAUAGCCCUUACCCUAUUCUAACUUUUACGUUAUCUUUCAUGUAAUACGUAUGUUUUAUCUUUCACAUGAAAUAAGAUGGACAUUAGCGUUUAAGUCGUGCAUAUCAUGAGUAUAGGCCUUACUGUAAUGGGCACGCAAGAAGACAUUAAGAUAAAAAAUGAAAGACAAAAUCUGAGAAAACAGUGGUCUCAGAAUACUGAUUAUAUUAUAAAGAUAAAAUAAAAUAUUUUAGAGGUAAAAUAGGUCUCAGAAUACCGCCCAUGGAUUUUCCUAAGCAGGAACAUUAUGAACACUUUUCAAACAAAGAACUGUCCAAAUUUUUUACCCAUUCUGUGAUCUGAAAUACCCCUCUGAUGUUCCAGCCUCAGGAAAUUUAUUUUAAAAAGAUUAAUAACCUUUAAUAAAACAAUUUACAGUAAGCACUAGGCGCCUUAGAUUGCAGAAAAAAUGGCUUAUAUAUUUUAUAUAUUUCCUUGUGAAAUAUGACAUUUCAUCCCCUUCCGAACCCCACCCACUGUAUACACUCUAUGUAUGGUUCUUCUAUUAGAUAGAGGAUGCUAGUGUUUCGCAAGACCGCUCAAUCGUAAAAAUUGAAGUCCACUCUCUAAUGGAUAACACUCUAUGCGGCUAAAUAAAAAAAUGGCGCACAUUCUCUACGAGAACCCACAGUGCAGUGUCUUCGUCCCUAAAACUUUGACAUGUUUUGUACAAUAAUAGCAAAAAUAAGAAUGAUAAUGAUAUUAAUGACAAAGAUUAUAAUCAUAAUGUUCAUAUUACAUUCUUAUUUAUCUAGAUUAACAUCAGUAUUGAUAGUUUUCUUUGUGAGGUCCUGGCAACUAUUAUCACCCCAGCUUUAUUUGUUAUAAUUGACCCUACCUGAAUGUAAAAGCAUUUCCACCCUUUGCAAAUUGCUUUACGUGAGUUUACUUUACCCCUGUGAAUCCAGGUCUAGACGGUUCACUUUUUAUCAAUAUAAAAUGUUUGAGACUAUGAUGUAUGCAAAGGGCAUUUUAAUAAACCAUCUGAAAUCGUUUUGAUUUUAAUGUUUUUAAAUGUAUAAUAAUUGGCCUUACUGUUAUGAUGUUGAUAAAUGAAUUUCAAAGAAUCCCGCCCCCCCCCCCCUUCUCCCACUCAGUGUUAUUUAGGGUACGUGUAUGCAUGUUCCCUCUUUUUGAAAGAACUCCCCUAUCUCCGGUGUGAAAGUCAAUGGCAAGUCGGUCUUGGUCACACAAAAAAGUACCCCUUUACCAGAGAUUUUGGGAACACGUAUGCGGUCCCUCCGACCCCGGAGUGGUUGGGGGGGGGGGGGGAAGAAUAUCUGCCAUCCUGCCAAGAAUUGUUAUCGAUGAGGCAUCAUAUAUAUAUAUAUGUAUAUGUAUUGUUUGGAGCGUGAGAGUAUACUAUUAAUACUAUGUAAAUUAAAACAUGAACUCCUGCUUGUGAUGCAAGUAUGGUUAAAAUUAAAACCUGAUUUCAAAGUGA
Molecule: messenger RNA, 3768 nt
Organism: Strongylocentrotus purpuratus (purple sea urchin)
Lineage: Eukaryota; Metazoa; Echinodermata; Echinoidea; Camarodonta; Strongylocentrotidae
Product: AFG1-like ATPase
Exons: 11
Coding region: 44-1522 (492 amino acids)
Cellular component (GO): cytoplasm; mitochondrion
Molecular function (GO): ATP binding; ATP hydrolysis activity
Source: RefSeq, a predicted model, not a curated record